AUGAAGAAGGCUGAUGGUCGAUGGAAGUACUGGUGGUGGGGAUUGAUGAUUGUGGUGGUUGAUGGCAUCUCCGACAUAAAAGAGGUUGACGAUCUCGAUAGAGGAGAAAGAGAUGGAGAGGAUGAAGUCAUUUACGUUGUGUCGUGUAUGGUGUGGGGUGGGCCCAAGAAUCAGAGGACAUUUCGUCCCAAAAAAAGUGCACCCUCAGGGAGUAAGGGUGCACAACUAAGGAAACACAUUGAUGCUACUUUGGGAAGUGGAAACUUAAGAGAAGCUGUAAGACUUCCACCAGGGGAAGAUAUAAAUGAAUGGCUUGCUGUCAACACUGUGGAUUUCUUCAACCAGGUGAAUCUUCUUUAUGGCACAUUAACCGAGUUUUGUACACCUGACAGCUGUCCAACAAUGGCUGCGGGCCCAAAAUAUGAAUAUAGAUGGGCUGAUGGUGUGCAAAUCAAGAAGCCUAUAGAAGUAUCGGCUCCAAAAUAUGUGGAGUAUUUAAUGGAUUGGAUUGAGUCACAAUUGGAUGAUGAAUCUAUAUUUCCUCAAAAACUCGGUACACCAUUUCCUAACAAUUUCAGGGAUGUAGUGAAAACGAUAUUUAAACGUUUAUUUCGUGUAUAUGCUCAUAUUUAUCAUACACACUUUCAAAAGAUUGUGAGUCUCAAGGAGGAAGCACAUUUAAAUACAUGCUUCAAGCAUUUCAUAUUGUUUACAUGUGAGUUCUGUUUGAUUGACAACAAGGAGUUAGCUCCACUUCAAGAGCUUAUAGAAUCCAUUGUUAUCCCUCAUUGAAGAACCUCUCUAUUGAGGAACAUAAUAAGAUGGUGUGGUUAAAGAUGUCAAAUAUUAAUGUUGUGUUUUUUAUUCUAUUAUUUGAUCCGUUAAUGAAAAAGUUGUGAUUUUAAAUCUUUGUAUGGCUAAAUGUUUUUACCAAGAUAGGCUUUCUUGAGCUA
Molecule: messenger RNA, 953 nt
Organism: Lactuca virosa
Lineage: Eukaryota; Viridiplantae; Streptophyta; Magnoliopsida; Asterales; Asteraceae
Source: the annotation of a GenBank genome assembly